Molecule: messenger RNA, 501 nt
Organism: Miscanthus lutarioriparius
Lineage: Eukaryota; Viridiplantae; Streptophyta; Magnoliopsida; Poales; Poaceae
Source: the annotation of a GenBank genome assembly
AUGCAUGGCUCCUCCCAGAUGCCCUGCCCACCUAUGAAUGGGCAACUUAGUCAGGGGUUCUCCAUUGACAAGACCCAUGGCUCUCAGGACCCUCCAUCAUUGAAAUCACAGAGGGCCGCAAAGAAGAAAAACGUGGCUAGGAGAGGAACUGCAUUCACCAAAGAGGAGGACUUGUGGGAUAGUGCGAAGAGGCAUAGAUCAAAGAGCUUCACAGAGACAUCGUCAUCUAGUACGGCUGUUGAAGUCCUCCAGCGGUUGCAGGAGAAAUCAGAGAAGACCGAACAGAAGCAAGACCAACAAAUGACUGAAAUCCUUAGUAGGAAGGAUGAAAAAAUUAAAAUUCAAAGGGAUCUUUUCAACCUUCAGAAAAAGCAUAUGAAGAUGAGUGUGCAGCAGAAAAAGAAGGAAAAUGCGAUUAGAGAGAAGGAGUCAGAGGCUCAUCUGAUAUCAGUUGAGUCUAGUAUUAUGUCGGUUGACAUUGAGAAGGUCCCCUUUAUCUGA